UAAAAGCACAAGGUCUGUCAGUGUGUUUAUUUACUCACAGGGAGGAAGGGUAGGAACUACACAGGCUUACAUACUGAGCCGCCAUGUCUGCCUGGGGAUCUCUCUAUGUAUUUGCCUCCAUCCUGUGCUGUAUUGUGGUGAGAGCCCAGCAAGCAGCCCAACUGUGUGACCAACCUGAGCUGCAGAACGGAGAGUUCCGGUACUGGUACUCAUUCCCGUUAUCUACAUUUAGAGCGAUUGAGUACAACUGCUAUGAACAUUAUGUUCCACUCAACAAGACCAAUGAUAAUGACACAUACGGCGUAGCCAGAUGUACUGAGAAUGGAUGGGACCCACGGGCCAAGUGUUUGGGAAAACCAUGUCUCGAGGCGCUGGCGGUGGAGAAUGCACGUAUUAUAGAAGAAAAAUACAACUACAGGGAUGGCGAAAAUGUAAAGUAUGUGUGUAAUACUGGCUACAGGAUGGCUGGAAACGGUGAAGCGCAGUGUCUGAACGGUCAGUGGAUGGACAUCCCUACCUGUAUCUCUACAUUUUGUGGACCUGCCCCUACAGUGGGGAACGCAAGUGCUCAUUCGCAGAAGGAUAUUUACCAGUCUUCGGAGAAAGUGGUGUAUGAGUGUGACGGCGGUUUUGUUUUUCACAAAAGUAAUGAAGCUCUUUGUAAAAAUGGUCAGUGGAUAGAGAUCCCUGAAUGCGGAAAGGAAGGAGAAAGCUGUGGGCCCCCUCCAGCGGUGCAGUUUGGGGACCUCUUAUCAGAAACACAGGCUGUCAAUCCACAUGGCACCGCGUUGAGUUAUAAGUGCCACCAUUUGUUUAAGCUUGAAGGAACUGGGCAAGUUACAUGCAGAAAUGGAAAAUGGGUCGAUCCUCCAGUUUGUUUAGAGCCGUGUAUUGUUUUAGAUGAACACAUGAAAGCAAACAAUAUCAGUUUGAAAUGGGUUGAGGUUAAUACACUGUCGGCUCGGCACGGUGACUGGAUUGGGUUCCGCUGUUUAGACGGAUAUGGGAUAUCUGAUGAGGCGCUGCUAAGGGUGCAAUGCAUUAAGGGCACAAUCGAUUAUCCUACCUGCACACUAGAGCUGUGCAUCAUUUUAGAGCAACACAUGAAAGCCAACAAUAUUAAGCUGAAAUGGCUUGACCUUAAUAGCCUGGUGGCUCACCGCUGGGUUGAGUUUAAGUGUUUAGACGGAUACAAGAUUUUUAAAGGAAAACAGCUACGAGUCCAGUGUAUUAAUGGGGCAAUCAUUUAUCCUAAUUGCACUAAAGUAGGGCAGGGAGAGAGCUGUGGGAAGCCCCCAGAAGUGUAUUAUGGAGAAACAUUGGAGCAGCAAAUGAAGUCACAUGAUCAUGGCUCUGUAAUGACCUAUCAGUGCCCGGAUUAUUAUAUACUACAAGGAAACGUAAAAGUGACUUGUUGGGAGGGAAGAUGGGAGGAGCCACCAGUUUGCAUGGAGCCAUGCACCAUUGCUGCUAAAGACAUGGAAGAAAACAAUAUCAGACUGAUGUGGAAGGACUCCAGCAAACUGUACUCUACACAUGGAGAUACCAUUGAAUUUACCUGUUUGGAUGGAUAUAGAAUAUCUGACAGCAAAUCAAUGAGGACAAAGUGCAACCGAGGUGUUGUCUCUUACCCAAACUGCACCAAACAAGGCUGACUUGAAAGUGCUGAUUGCCUAGGUUGCCAGGUUUAUAGGUAGAUCUUCUUUCCCAAGCUGAGAUUCAUGCUGUAUUCUGAAGUCAUAUCACCCUAGUAAUACAGCAAACUUCAUUUAAAAACUAGCAUUCUAACUAACAUUUUUGACCAAUGGCACAAAGCAUUUGUUGUGAUUGGUGGAGGAACAAUUCUAUGUUGACCACAAGGACACCCUGGAUCUUUGUAGAGUGUAAGCUCUUUUGGGCAGGGCUCUCUUCACCUCUUGUAUCGGUUACUGAUUGCUUUAUAUGUUACU
Molecule: messenger RNA, 1949 nt
Organism: Xenopus tropicalis (tropical clawed frog)
Lineage: Eukaryota; Metazoa; Chordata; Amphibia; Anura; Pipidae
Gene: cfhr4
Product: complement factor H related 4
Exons: 10
Coding region: 84-1655 (523 amino acids)
Source: RefSeq, a predicted model, not a curated record